Botrytis sinoallii is the source of this 597-nucleotide messenger RNA. RefSeq lists its product as uncharacterized. The record is from RefSeq and is a predicted model, not a curated record. Lineage: Eukaryota; Fungi; Ascomycota; Leotiomycetes; Helotiales; Sclerotiniaceae. The coding region runs from base 1 to 597 and encodes 198 amino acids. The transcript is spliced from 3 exons.
AUGUUGUAUAUUAAUAAGAGACUGAAGAAGGCAAAGCCAAACUAUACUGCGGCCCAUAGAGGUCACAUGCGUGCUUUGGAGCACGAACGGCGUGCCUCCGCCAAGAAAAUCAUCUGGGCCAACAUCAGGGCUGAUAUGAUUUUCGCUGCUGAACAGCGCGCAAAGGCACUUCUUCCCGUCCAACCUGUCUCACCCAAGAGGUCCCAGAACGAGAAGGAAAGACGUGCGGCGGCGGCUGCUGCUAUCAAGCAGAGACGUCAUGAUCGCAGAGCUGCUGCAGCAAUAGCUAGAAAAGAAGCAGAAGAGAGGGCUGAAGCUGAAGAAAGAGCCGAAGCAAACGAAGUUGCGAGCCUCGCUCGGCAGUUUUGGGAGUUGCGGUUGGCGGAGCGGUGGUUUGAGGGUGGCAAGAAUGAUAACGAGGAUGACUACGAUGAGGAAGAAGAUGAAGGGGAAGUGAAGAGCAAGUUGAGGGGUUGGUUUGGGCUGUGUGAGAAAGAUGACGAUGCGGAUGAAUCUAAUGGUGGAGGUAACAGUGGGGGAGGCGAGGCGAGAAUGGAUGGAAAUGGUCAGGUGUGGUUCGAGGCGUGGACGUGGUGA